CCAGCUCUAGCCGGGCCCCUCCCACCUCGCCCAGGGGCCCACGAGCGACCGCCCCACACCUAGUCUUCGCGCUCAGCCCCGCCAGCGCCACCCCCCGCGGGCUGGAGGGGCUCAUGCAGCCGCCAAGGGAGAGGCUAGUGGUAACAGGCCGAGCUGGAUGGAUGGGUAUGGGGAGAGGGGCAGGACGUUCAGCCCUGGGAUUGUGGCCGACCCUCGCCUUCCUUCUCUGCAGCUUCCCCGCAGCCGUCACCCCCUGCAAGAUCCUCAAGUGCAACUCUGAGUUCUGGAGUGCCACGUCGGGCAGCCACGUCCCCGCCUCGGACGACGUACCGGAGUUCUGCGCGGCCCUGCGCACCUACGCCCUGUGCACGCGGCGCACAGCGCGCACCUGCCGAGGCGAUCUGGCUUACCACUCGGCUGUCCAUGGCAUAGAGGACCUCAUGAGCCAACACAACUGCUCCAAGGACGGCCCCACCUCCCAGCCACGCCUGCGCACGCUCCCACCCGCUGGGGACAGCCAGGAGCGCUCGGAUAGCCCCGAGAUCUGCCACUAUGAGAAGAGUUUCCACAAGCACUCAGCUGCCCCCAACUACACUCACUGCGGCCUCUUUGGGGACCCGCACCUCAGGACUUUCACAGACCACUUCCAGACGUGCAAGGUGCAAGGCGCCUGGCCGCUCAUCGACAAUAAUUACCUGAACGUGCAAGUCACCAACACGCCUGUGCUGCCCGGCUCUGCCGCCACCGCCACCAGUAAGCUCACUAUUAUCUUCAAGAACUUCCAAGAGUGUGUGGACCAGAAAGUGUACCAAGCGGAGAUGGAUGAACUUCCGUCCGCCUUUGCGGACGGCUCCAAGAAUGGCGGAGAUAAGCAUGGGGCCAACAGCCUGAAGAUCACAGAGAAAGUGUCGGGCCAGCACGUGGAGAUCCAGGCCAAGUACAUCGGCACCACCAUCGUGGUACGCCAGGUGGGCCGCUACCUGACCUUUGCUGUCAGGAUGCCCGAGGAGGUGGUCAACGCCGUGGAGGACCGUGACAGCCAGGGCCUCUACCUCUGCCUGCGGGGCUGCCCGCUCAACCAGCAGAUCGACUUCCAGGCGUUCCGUGCCAACGCCGAAGGCCCUCGGAGGCCGGCAGCUGUCAGCCCCUCUCCUGUGGUCCCCGAGACAUUCCCGUAUGAGACAGCCGUGGCCAAGUGCAAGGAGAAGCUGCCGGUGGAAGACCUGUACUACCAGGCCUGUGUCUUCGACCUCCUCACAACGGGGGACGUGAACUUCACGCUGGCCGCCUACUAUGCCUUGGAGGAUGGCAAGGUGCUCCACUCCAACAAGGACAAACUGCACCUGUUUGAAAGGACUCGGGAGCUGCCAGGGGCUGUGGCUGCCGCCGCGUCCCCCUUGGCCCCCCGGGUGCUCCUUGGCACCUUCACACUGGCCCUGCUGCCCGCGUUGUGGUAGACAUUUGGCCAGCCACAGAGGAUGCAGAGGGAGAGGCAGGCUCCGCACGGGAGCCUUGGGCUCUCGCCCCUGGCCUCUCCUUUGUCUGGGGGCCCUUUUGAGUCAGCCACAGGAUGCAGGUGGGCUCCCUAGGACCCCCGUGUUCUCUGCACCAUUCAGCAACAGAGGUGGCCCCUGGCUGAUGAUGGCCGGUGCCGAGCCAUGCUCAAAUGUUUUGGCCGAGGCUCAGGGCCUGGGACAGCUCUCCUCUCUCUCUCUCUCUCUUAGUGCACGCGACAAGGUUGUGGUCAUUGGUGCUGUGUUUUUGUGACGGUAGAGUUUUGUGAGAGGGAGAGAGCAGCGCCCUCCACCCCACCCCCACCUUGUGAAUGUGCAAACCAGAGGCCCCCCCCCCUAAGCUGAAGCCCCACCCCCGUUACCAGAGAGACACUGGGAAAGUCGGCUCCUCCCACACCCUCCCACACAAUGCACUGAGACAGGCCCGGCUGAUGGCUGCACACCUACUCUGGGGCCUCUUGUGCCCCCCCCACAUACGCACGCACACACUGUUACACAAGCACACUCGCACACACUUAAGCCCGUGGGGACACCCCAAGCCACCACGUCAGUGGGACUAAAGCAGUUCUUUCCCUAGGCAGGGCCUCCUUAGCAAUAUGACAUCCCCAGAGGGCCCUCGCUCGGCAUCUUUGGCGAAUGGACGUUACCUUGUGGCCAAUAGGCUGCACCCUCCUGGUACCUCCCCCCCCCCCCCCCCCAGUGUUACACAGAGAUUUCCCCGUGCGUCCGGCUACUGUGGAUGUGAGUUCGAGGUGCCGCCGUUCCCAGGCACCAGCCUGCAGAGCCUCCGGGUUGGAGGGAAGGUAUGUUUUGGCUUGAGGUCUAAGCAGGGCCACUCAUGGGCUCAGAUCCCCAUCUCCGGCUCCACCCUCUGCCCCUCUCCCAUUGCACUUAAGAAAUCAAAGUGCUUGGUUCUGAAUGUUUCAACAGAGAAGUGAUCCUUGGUUCCUGCUCCCCACCCCCAAUUGCCUCCCCACCCUGUUAGCGGGUAUAAGAGCCCCUCAGCAGGGGCCUUGGGGGCCUCAGGGCAUGAGCAGCAGAGCCAGUGGACAGGGCCAGCUGGCCUGCCCUGUCCUGCUCUCUCCUCACCCGCCUCCUACACUUCCCUGACUGCUGGUCGGCAGCUCCACUCCCCGCCCCAGCCCUCUUGCCUGGAUUUCUUGGUGGAAAGAACAGUGUCUAAGAGACCUCCCAGCACCAGGUUCCCCCAGCAGGGUCUCCUUCCACUAGUACCUUCUUGAAACUCUCCGGCCACAUGGCCAGAGGCCUGCCAUGGGGAGCCUAGCUUUCCUUCAGCUCAAGGGGAGCACCCCUCCACAGAGCCCAGAGCCAUUCCCAUCUCUGCUGCUGUUCCAGAGGCCCCCCCAAGGGACCAGCAUGGUGGCGCAUCUGGCCCCAUGGGCCACCCAGCCGGUGGCCCUGCAACCCACCCUAGCCCCAUGCAGCAGCCCUCUGCUGCUCCCCAGGGACCUCUCAUACACUGGCCAGGAGGCUGCAGAACCUGCCCCUCCCUCCCAGAGGUCCUGACCCCUGCCAAAACCACGUGGGUAGCUGGAAAGGGUCAGCCCGGCCCCGCCUCUUCCCUGCUGGUUUUUUAGGUAUCCCUAUGUUGGAAGUAAAAAAGUUGAAGCACUUUAUUUUGGUUGUGUUUGAUCACGUUCUGCUUGGAAGUGGGGACCCCUCACUGUGUCCACAUGUCUGCGACCUGUGUGGAGUAUCACUGCGUGUACAUACUGUAAAUUAUUUAUUAAUGGCUAAAUGCAAGUAAAGUUUGUUUUGUUUUGUUUUGUUAUUUUCUUUUAGAA
Molecule: messenger RNA, 3319 nt
Organism: Peromyscus eremicus (cactus mouse)
Lineage: Eukaryota; Metazoa; Chordata; Mammalia; Rodentia; Cricetidae
Gene: Rgma
Product: repulsive guidance molecule BMP co-receptor a
Exons: 4
Coding region: 114-1457 (447 amino acids)
Biological process (GO): BMP signaling pathway
Cellular component (GO): plasma membrane
Molecular function (GO): coreceptor activity
Source: RefSeq, a predicted model, not a curated record